Molecule: messenger RNA, 282 nt
Organism: Plasmopara halstedii
Lineage: Eukaryota; Oomycota; Peronosporomycetes; Peronosporales; Peronosporaceae
Exons: 2
Coding region: 1-282 (93 amino acids)
Source: RefSeq, a predicted model, not a curated record
AUGGCGAUGCUGGUAGAUCGAAGAACUCCUGAUGAUGGCUAUGUGCAGUACGGAGUGAAGUGGGUUGAAAGGCAAAGACAUGUGCUAUUGGUUGUCAUGUCUGGAGCCACCGCGAGUUGGGCAUUGCGUGUUGAGAUCACAAGUAUGCUCGGCGAAUCCGCUGGGUUCGCCAUUGUGAUGGCUGAUUUAGGAAAGUAUGAUCCAAUUGACGAAGAUGGUGGACAGUGCUUGAUUGGUGUAUCUCCCGGUCGAAAGAAGUCGCGCUUUAAAAACAAGCAUUAA